GGCUAUAAAACCAAUACGAAAUCAAUUAUAGCGGCCAUGCGAACGAAACACUUAAUACUAAUAUUAAUCGGUGUGAUACUCGCUACGAUCAUAUUCAUUAUAUUUGGACCAGCCGGUGAGCCAAACGACUCUUUCAAAAAUAUUGUGGUGCAGACACAUCAACAGCUGAAAGAGUUUCAGGAAAAUUUACGAGUUGGCCUGGAGCGCAAAAAGCUGGAGCUGGAGCCGAAAUAUUUGGCUUUGCUUGGUUUCACAUCGCCGCUGAGCACAAAGGACACAGAACAAUAUCACAAAUAUCAUGUGGAGCCUGCUCCAAAGCAGCAGCUGCAGCAGCAGCACCAGCGAGAUAAGCAAACAUCACAGAAGCAGCAGUUAACAGAGACGCCCGGAUCGGCGAUUAAAGCCGAGCUGGAGCUGAUCGAGUUGCGUCAAUUACAUGGAGCGCAUGAUUCCAAAGGAAGCGCUGCUCCAGAAUCGGAUCUGCAGCAAAAGAGUCAGCGCAAGCGCAUUACCACGCCCUAUAAUGGCACAAAGGCCAACUUUACGAUAGUGACCUACGUGUUGGAAGGGCAGGCGCCCUCGGUCAUAUUGCUUGCCCAGAACAUUGCCGCAAAGCUACCCAAUGAAUAUUUGCUCAUCUAUGAUUUGGGCGUCUCUGAGGAGCAAUUGCGCGCCCUGAGCGCCUAUUGCAACAGCAGCCGUUGCGCUGUCGUUACCUAUGAUCUGUCCGAGUUUCCUUCAUUCGUGACCGACCAACGCACACAUGCAUAUCGCCCGAUUGUGAUAAAGGAUGCGCUUAUGCGUGCCAAGUCCAUACUGUUUGCAGAGAAUUAUAUGCGGAUACGAGGCAGCCAGCAUGAAGUGCAGAAUCUGCAGAGUCGUGUCAUGGUAUCCGGCGUACUGGGCUGGAAUACACCUAUGGCUGUCUCCUCUCGGACACAUCCCAAAAUGUUCGACUAUUUCGAAUCGGAUGCAGACGAUUUCAUAUUCUUACGCAUGGUUGAUCUCGAUGUUGUCUUCUUUGCGGAUAGUCUCUUCGUAACUGAGAAGAUUAUGUUGCCAUGGCUGAAAUGCUCGCUAACGCUUGAAUGCAUCGAUCCAAUUGGUGCUCAAUCGAAUGGCUGUAAAUUUAAUAAGAAACCGCUCUAUCGCUAUUCCGGUUGCCAUGGUUACGAUGCCUCCGCUUUCAAUAUUGUACUGGGCCUUACGUGGCAUUUGGACGACUCCAAAUAUUCGCUACCAAGUGAUGCUCCAUCUGCAAACAUGUUUUACAAGGAGUCCCUGGAGCAAGCGACUAAAAUACUUGAAAGUCGACGACGCAACAGCAGCGAAAUUUCUGAUCAUCCAUUUACGGAGGAGUAAUGCGGCAUAAUACUACAUACAUGAAUAAUUAGAUAUAAUAUUUUGUAUAUGUCGCUAUAUAAUACAUAGCCAGGAGCCGCUGGAACAAAGCAAGAUUUAUCGCUUAUUUAAAAUGGCGAAAUAGUCCCUAGCUUAAACACACAAGCACGUAAAUACAUAAAUAUCUAACUAACUACUCAUUAAUAAUGUUCACCAGAAACUAAGUUUAUUGUGUUUACAAUAAUUUGGUUAAACUAUAGUAGAAUUGUAUUAAUGCGACACCUUUACGAUAGCUUAUAACUAUCGGAGCACUUAACUAUGUAAAAUAAGGAAAAAGAAUGAAAGAAAAUUGCAUAUUUUUAUGUAAGGAACUGGAACAUUUUUUGC
Messenger RNA from Scaptodrosophila lebanonensis, 1728 nucleotides. RefSeq lists its product as uncharacterized. The transcript is spliced from 3 exons. The record is from RefSeq and is a predicted model, not a curated record. Lineage: Eukaryota; Metazoa; Arthropoda; Insecta; Diptera; Drosophilidae. The coding region runs from base 37 to 1362 and encodes 441 amino acids.